Molecule: messenger RNA, 456 nt
Organism: Candidozyma haemuli
Lineage: Eukaryota; Fungi; Ascomycota; Pichiomycetes; Serinales; Metschnikowiaceae
Exons: 1
Coding region: 1-456 (151 amino acids)
Molecular function (GO): nucleic acid binding; zinc ion binding
Source: RefSeq, a predicted model, not a curated record
AUGGGAAGGUACUCGGUCAAAAGAUACAAAACGAAAAGAAGAACCAGAGAUCUCGAUCUCGUCUACAAGGAUCUCGCCACCAAGGAGUCCGUAUACGCUUUGAAGAACCAGGCGUUGGACGAAACCAAGCCUGGGUUGGGCCAAUACUACUGUGUGGAAUGUGCCAAAUACUUCGAGUCCCAGCCCACGUUGGACCACCACAGAAAGGGCAAAGUGCAUAAGAGAAGGUUGAAAGACCUCAGGCAGAGACCGUACACGCCGCUAGAAAGCGAGGCGUGUGCUGGGUACAACCUCCAGAAGUUCAUGGACUCUGUGGAGAAGUACAAGCAGACCGAACAGUAUAAGCACGAGAACAAGCAGGAGCUUGAUUCGAUCAAGGAUUCCAAGAAGGACAAUUUGGAUGCACUUAUCACGGGGAUUCCAUCGGAACAGGCUGACCUUGAGAUGAAGGAUUAG